Molecule: messenger RNA, 1452 nt
Organism: Pneumocystis jirovecii RU7
Lineage: Eukaryota; Fungi; Ascomycota; Pneumocystomycetes; Pneumocystales; Pneumocystaceae
Exons: 5
Coding region: 1-1452 (483 amino acids)
Biological process (GO): protein phosphorylation; regulation of mitotic cell cycle
Cellular component (GO): nucleus
Molecular function (GO): ATP binding; cyclin-dependent protein serine/threonine kinase activity
Source: RefSeq, a predicted model, not a curated record
AUGAUCCCAAAAACAUCUAAAUGGGAGAAAGAAGACGAAGAAGAAGAUAUUUUGCAUUCUGAAUGGGUCCGUUUGGAAAAAGAGCGAAAAAAAGCGGAGAAAUUACGAAAAAAACAGGAAAAAAUAAGCAAUAAUGAUAAUUUAUUAAGAAACAUGAGUCAAAACAAUUCACUUGACAUAGCAUCUAAAAAACGUUCUUAUGAUCCUUCUAAUAAUAACAAUACUAGUCCAAGAAAUACUUUAGAUGAUUCAAAAUAUACAGACAACAUAGAAAAUUCUAAGAAAACCGUUAAAAAAUCAAGAUAUGAAAUAUCCCAAGAAGAAAAAGAAAAAAACAAUAUAUUUGAAAAAGCUCCAUGUAUUUCUAGAUGCCAGAGUGUUGAAAAAUAUGAACGUUUAAACCGUAUUGAAGAAGGAUCAUAUGGAGUUGUAUACCGGGGCAGACACAUUGAAACGGGAGAAAUAGUGGCAUUGAAAAGACUUAAACUUGACAAAGAGAAGAAUGGAUUUCCAAUAACUAGUUUAAGGGAAAUAAGGACCCUGUUUGCGCUUCAACAUCCAAAUAUUGUUAAUAUACGUGAAAUCGUUAUCGGGAGCUCAUUGUCUCAAAUAUUUAUUGUAAUGGAUUUUGUGGAUCACGACUUGAGAUCUUUAAUGGAAGACAUGGCAUACAACUUUUUGCAAUCCGAGGUUAAAACACUAAUGCAACAACUUUUAUCAGCAACAGCACAUAUGCAUCACAACUGGGUUCUGCAUAGAGAUUUAAAAACGUCCAAUCUCCUAAUGACAAACCGAGGAAUGAUCAAAAUUGCGGAUUUUGGUCUCUCGAGAUAUUUUGGAGAUCCAGCAUCUCCAUUAACACAAUUAAUUGUUACCUUAUGGUACAGAUCACCGGAAAUACUUUUAGGAACACAAGAAUAUGGCACUGCAGUGGAUAUGUGGUCAAUUGGAUGUAUUUUUGCAGAACUAUUAACACGUGAGCCAUUAAUACGGGGAAAAUGUGAAAUUGAUCAGCUUAUGAAGAUAUUCGAGCUAAUAGGUAUGCCAACAGAGGAAACCUGGCCCGGAUUCACCAACCUUCCUAAUUCAAAAAACAUAAAUUUUCCAAAGAAAAAAUUCAAUGAAGGCUCUCGCUUGCGAACAAAAUUUCCAUUUCUAACAAAUGCAGGCAUUGAUCUUCUUACAAAACUCCUAACACUAGAUCCAAAAAAACGUAUCUCAGCACAAGAAGCACUAAAUCACUCUUAUUUUACUGAAGACCCAAAACCAAAAGACCCCGCACUAUUUCCAACAUUUCCCAGCAAAGGAAGCCAAGAAAAGCGUCGACAAUACGAAAGUCCACAUGCACCACGUGCACAAAAAUAUGAUCAGGACCAGUAUCCUGCUACACCAAAAGAAUCCGAUGACUGGAACAGAACAAGAAAGGAUUAUUUUCAACUUCGAAUCAGCUAA